Molecule: messenger RNA, 1826 nt
Organism: Aaosphaeria arxii CBS 175.79
Lineage: Eukaryota; Fungi; Ascomycota; Dothideomycetes; Pleosporales
Product: glycoside hydrolase family 35 protein
Exons: 2
Coding region: 129-1820 (563 amino acids)
Biological process (GO): carbohydrate metabolic process
Cellular component (GO): beta-galactosidase complex
Molecular function (GO): beta-galactosidase activity
Source: RefSeq, a predicted model, not a curated record
CAACUGAUCACUUGUAAGGUAAGUAUUUACACAGUGGACGUCGACAUCAUACAAAUAGCAGAACGGCUGCGCCCCUCAGUCUGCUCUCUCGAAACCCCGCUCAAACAUUUAUUUACUCCUUCAUCACCAUGUCGUCUCAAUCUACUAUCCCACACCUCCAGCAGUAUGGAAACACGCACCAGGUUGUUGUGAAUGGGAAACCGUUCCUCAUCCUCGGUGCAGAGUUACAGAACUCGUCCCUAUCAUCAGCCGAGUAUAUGGCUGAGGUAUGGCCCAAAAUGGUGGAUACCAACAUAAAUACCGUUUUGGGGGCGGUCACCUGGGAGAUGAUCGAGCCGCAAGAAGGCCGGUUCGACUUCGAAGAGCUCGAUAAGGUCAUCCUGGAUGCACGUAGCUACAAUAUUCACAUUGUCCUAUUGUGGUUCGGGUCGUUUAAGAAUGGUCGCUCAACAUAUACCCCUGCAUGGAUCAAGACAGAUCCCAAGCGCUUCCCACGAGCUGAAAUUCGAAAGGCCGGAGGUGUGAUAGAGCUAGCCGAUUCUCUAUCACUAUUCAGCGAGGAAAACGUGCAGGCCGACAUCAAAGCAUUCAGCAAGCUACUGAGUCACAUCAAAGAGGUCGAUGAGGGCCAUAAUACUGUGCUUAUGGUGCAAGUGGAGAACGAGCCUGGACUACUGUUCGACAGUCGGGAUGGCAGUGACAAGGCCAAUGAGGUUUUUUCUUCACCUGUCCCUUCAAAACUCACAGAAUUCCUGGAUACGGAAUACGAUGGGCUUCACGUCGAUCUUAAGAAGAAUCUCAAGCCGUUUGUGGACGGGAAGGUCCGCUCUGGCGGAUGGGAAGACAUCUUUGGCAAGAGUUCACAAACAGACGAGCUAUUCAUGGCCUAUCAUUAUGCAACCUACAUCGAACGCGUUGCAUCUGCAGGCAAAGAAGCCUAUCCGAUAAUACUGUACACAAACGUUUGGCAGAAUUAUGCAGGAGAUGACACGGACAACCAAUUCCCUGUCAUCGUGGGCGGCGGCGGAAAUCCAGGUGACUACCCCAGUGGCGGGGGUACGAGCAACGUUUUGGACAUCUGGUUGCGAUUUGCGCCAUCACUCGACUUCAUAGCACCAGAUGUGUACCUCAAUGAGUACGAUAGCUCUUGCGCAAAGUAUCGACACAAGAACAAUCCUCUCUUCAUCCCAGAGCAGCGCCGUGAUGAAUACGGAGUACGCCGUAUCUGGAAGGCAUAUGGCUCCUUCCAGGCGCUAUGCACUAGCCCGUUCGGUAUCGAUACUUUGGAACCGGCGACAAACCCUUUCACAAAGCACUAUGGACUUCUUUCAGAAGUCAGUCAAAUCGUGUUAGAGGCACAGCGGAAGCCCGAUUCAUGCUUUGGAUUUUACUUCGACGACCUACCUGAGGGCUGGCAAAAGGGCGAUAAAGAUCCUUCAAAGCCUGUUACGCACAGAUUUGGGGAUUGGACGAUCACCGUAUCUCGUUGUUUUGUAUUUGGCAAACCUGGGUCGGGUAGCGGAAUGGUGAUACACCAGGGCGGAGGUCGUUUCCUGCUCAUAGGCUGGGGCUUCCAUGUUGCAGGUGAAUCGAGAAAAGCUGGUUCGCGAUGGAGUGGUAUCUUGAACAUGGCAGAGAAGAAGGUAGUAGACCGAGAAGCUGGUACUUUGAAGACAGUAAGGGUUCUUGGUGGUGAUGAGACAAGGAGUGGUUCAUUUGCAUUGAUGCCGAACGAAAAUCCAGACUAUGGUGGUUUCCCCAUCGCAGUCACUAUCCCAGCUAGGACAGGCAUUGCUGAGGUGGAGUUCUAUAGCAUCUAAUUCGAG